AUGACCGCAUCGUCUGAUCCCCUCGCCAAGCUGUCUGACCUGCCCAAUGCUGACGGCUCCGCUACCUUCUCAUACUGCGGAUAUGCCGUCACUGCCGCCGUAAACGGCCCCAUCGAGGCUCCUCGCCGCGACGAAAACCCGUUUGAGGCCUUGAUAGAUGUGGUUGUGAGACCGGCCGCGGGAGUUGGAGGCACUGCUGAGAGACAGGUCGAGUCGAUCCUGCAAGCCGCCCUUCGACAGCUUAUCCCAGUUCGAAACUUCCCUAGGUGCAUGAUCCAGAUCACGCUUCAGGUUAUGGAAACACCAGAAAAUGCCUAUCAAAACACGAAGCUCCUUCCAGCCCAAUUGAAUCUUGCCGUGAUCCCCGCCUUGUUUCAUGCCGCCAUCCUCGGGCUGUUGAUUGCUGCCGUCCCUCUCAAGACUAUUGCAACCGCAACAACACUCGCGAUUCCUGCCGACUCUGGCGGUCUCAUUGUUGACCCGAGCACUGAGCAGUCGGCCACGGCCAAGUCUCUCCACGCAUUGGCAUUUACCUCACACGACGAGCUUUUACUUGUCGAGAGCUCUGGAUCAUUCUCCUUUGAGGAUUGGGACCGGGUCCUGGAAACGGGACAGCGUAUCUGCUGCCACAAUCAGGCAUCAGAUCUUGACGCAGCCAUGUCAGGAGAUGGACCGGAGUCACAAAGCAUAAAGGCAUUCAUCCGAUCUGUCUUGGAAACCAAGGCCGCGGCAGAUCUCCACUGGAAAUGA
Metarhizium album ARSEF 1941 is the source of this 750-nucleotide messenger RNA. Its product is annotated as Ribosomal protein S5 domain 2-type fold protein. The coding region runs from base 1 to 750 and encodes 249 amino acids. The transcript has 3 exons. The record is from RefSeq and is a predicted model, not a curated record. Gene Ontology annotation, cellular component: cytoplasmic exosome (RNase complex); nucleolus; nuclear exosome (RNase complex). Lineage: Eukaryota; Fungi; Ascomycota; Sordariomycetes; Hypocreales; Clavicipitaceae. Gene Ontology annotation, biological process: U4 snRNA 3'-end processing; poly(A)-dependent snoRNA 3'-end processing; nuclear mRNA surveillance.